CGAGCCUCCAGUGCCCUGGCCAGGCACGAGCUCAGAUUGUCCUAGGAAAUUUGGCUGUGCACUGUAUGACAUUAUUGAAUGAUUGCUCAUUGCGUUACUGAAUAAUUGUGGGCUUUAUUUAUUUACUUUUAAGGAACAGUGGAUGCUCCAAAUGGCAAUGGGAAGGGAGGGAGCAGGGACUUCCAUUUGAAAUUGACCGAUGCACUUGGAAAAACCAAAUGUUUUCCAGGCUAGAAUGAAGCACAUCAACUUGUCCUUUGCAGCCUGUGGGUUUCUGGGCAUCUACCACUUGGGGGCAGCAUCGGCCCUUUGCAAACACGGCCAAAAACUGCUGAAGAAUGUGAAGGCUUUCGCCGGCGCCUCGGCGGGAUCCUUGGCUGCUUCUGUCCUGCUAACAGCCCCAGAAAAAAUUGAGGAGUGCAAUGAAUUUAUCUACCAGUUGGCUGAAGAAAUCCGAAGGCAGUCUCUCGGAGCAGCAACCCCUGGCUACGAUUUCAUGGCCCGGUUGAGAAGCGGAAUAGAGUCGAUCCUCCCUCCUGAUGCCCACGAGCUGGCCCAGCACCGACUGCAUGUCUCCAUCACCAACACCAGGACCCGCAAGAACCUCUUGGUGUCCAGUUUCUCCUCCAGGGAGGACCUCAUUCAGGUCCUGCUAGCGAGCAGUUUCAUCCCCGUCUACGCAGGGCUGCGGCCGGUGGAGUACCGAGGGCAGAAGUGGGUGGACGGCGGUCUCACCAACAGUCUCCCCAUCCUGCCCCUGGGCCGCACCGUGACCAUCUCGCCCUUCAGCGGGCGGCUGGACAUCUCCCCGCGGGACAAAGGGCGGCUGGACCUCUAUGUUAACAUCAGCAAUCAGAACGUCAUGCUGUCCCUGGCCAACUUGGUGAGGCUGCAGCAGGCCCUGUUCCCGCCCAGCCAGGGGAAGCUGAAGGGCCUGCACCAGCGUGGCUUUGCCGACGCCGUCCAGUUUCUGCGCAGGGAGAGCUGGUUCGAAGACCGCGCCUGAACGUCCGCGCUGCAAAACCCACCCCAGCCGGCGUGCGUGGGGUUGGCCGCCCAGCCGUUUCACCGUGUCAGAUGUCUGCACAGUCUGUUCGUUUCUGUCAUGCUUGUCAUUACUUUUACUGCUUCCAUUUCCACCCGGUGCAAGGAAGGAAGAGGCGUUUCAUGAGAAAGGGGCCAUGCCACUGGGGGACAGCUCAGACGUCGAAACGUGACCAGGUCAGCUGCUGCAAAGCACGGACAGCCACGCCCACCAGGGCGUCCCAGAAACAAGGACUGAACCCAGCACGCUGCCUCGUGUCUUCUGGUGGCACCAGGCCACACGGAUGCCAGCUCUUCCAUGACCUGAGUCGCUGGCCUGUCACUCGGAGGAGUCCUGUGUGGGGUUUGCACUGACUCACGUGCCCUGGCUCGAAUUUAAAUCCUGUUUGUAUCUGGCUUUUGCCACGUACAAAGUGUACGUUACGAAGAAGCAGUUAGAAGCAAACCCGUUUUUAAUUGCAUGGCCUUGGUUCUUAUGCAUUUGUCUGUUUUCCCAGUGGAACCCAUUCCUUACAUCAGCUUUCUGGUUCCCCACAGCCCCAAACACACAAGCGUGAACACGGAAACACCAGCUACUGCCUCCUUCCUCAGGAGUUACGCACGGACUCACCGCAGAGCAGCGGAGUUGCUCGGCAUUUGUACUUUUCCCACUCUUGCAAGGCGGUUAAAACGUCCUGUGGUGUACCCUGGCUGGGGUGGCUCAGUGGACUGAGUGUUGGACUGUGAACCAAAGGGUUCGAUUCCCAGUCAGGGCACAUGCCUGAGUUGCAGGCCAGGUUCCCAGUGGGGGGCACGUAAGGGGCCACCACACAUGGAUGUUUCUCUCCCUCUCUUUUUCCUUCCCUUCCCCUCUCUGUAAAAAUAAAGAAGUAAAACCUUUUUAAAAUUUUUCAGAAAAAAGAAAGAAAAAGAAAAACCCAACCUCCUGUGUUGUUUCACUGCUUGCCCUGAACUUGAGGGAUUCUCUCUUCAUUGUCAAGUCUGCUUACUCCCUCCGUAGGUCGCCUCUGGUCAUUGCGUGUGAAUGUUUGGCUUGUAUGAUGGUUAAUACAUUCUGUGUGGCCGCCUCCCCGAGCAAAGACACAUCUUCAUGCCUUGAGCCUCUUAAAAGCAGUCGGUCCCUCCAGCAUGUGCCUUUCAGCUCGUUGGUGGCUGGUGGCUUCCUCGAAGGACCUUGUAGGGCCAUGGACGGGUGUGUUUCUCGGGCCGCAGGCUUCUCGCGUGGGGAAAUGGGGCCGUGUCCUGCUGUGCACUCCCCUCCAGACGCCGUGUUCUGCAGGUCUGUACCCAGUCCUCGCCGGAGGCGAGUCCGAGCUGCUAUGACCUCGGGCGUGUCCCCACACUCGUGGACUGAUGCCAGGCAGGCAGGCAGUCCCAGCAGGCUGCGCUGUCUCACGGUGACCAGCCCUCUGAGGCGUGUGUGCAAGGGCGGAAGAGGCUUCCUCCCCCAGAUCCUGGGAGGUUGGCGGGGUCCUUACCGUGCCCACAGCUUGCUCAGUUCCCAGUGCCCUGUUGGGGCCAUUUCCUGACAUCACUGAAUCAGUCAUCAAAAAUUGCAUUUGUCAUUUUUCCCUCUUUUUUUUUUCAACACCGCUCUUUACCUUGUAACUAUGGCACCCCACGGCUUCCCUUGACAAUUAGAGAACAUAGAUUGGUUUUAAAGUAACGUCAUGAAAGAGCACGCAGUAUUCAAACACCAAGACUGUUGCAUGCGAGGUUCGAAGUGCUGGGCACGGCAGGGGUGAGUCCGAAGCUUGCAGAGGCACAGCUGUCCGGCUCUGGGCUGUGCACGGUGAUUCCAGACACACGUCA
This is a messenger RNA of Artibeus jamaicensis (Jamaican fruit-eating bat), 2856 nucleotides long. RefSeq names its product patatin like phospholipase domain containing 4 (gene PNPLA4). Gene Ontology annotation, molecular function: retinyl-palmitate esterase activity; triacylglycerol lipase activity. Gene Ontology annotation, cellular component: membrane; cytoplasm; lipid droplet. The record is from RefSeq and is a predicted model, not a curated record. Gene Ontology annotation, biological process: lipid homeostasis; triglyceride catabolic process. NCBI's taxonomy places the organism in Eukaryota, Metazoa, Chordata, Mammalia, Chiroptera, Phyllostomidae. The transcript is spliced from 7 exons. Bases 200 to 1006 code for a protein of 268 amino acids.